AUGUGGUCCAACAUUAGUGCUGCCCCUUUUCUACUGACUGGCUUUCCAGGUCUGGAGAUAUUUCAUCCUUGGAUUUCCAUCUCCUUCUUUGCUAUCUAUCUCUCCAUACUCCUUGGCAAUGGUACCCUCCUCUUUCUCAUCCGACAAGACCACACUCUUCAUGAGCCCAUGUACUACUUUCUGGCUCUAUUGGCAGCCACAGACCUUGGAGUGACUUGGACAACAAUGCCCACCGUGCUUGGUGUUCUGUGGCUGGACCACAGGGAGAUAAGCCAGGGAACCUGCUUCUUCCAGGCUUAUCUAAUCCACUCACUCUCUAUAGUGGAGUCUGGAGUCCUGCUCGUCAUGGCCUAUGAUCGUUUUAUUGCCAUCUGUAAUCCCCUGAGAUAUACUUCUAUUCUCACCAAAGCUAAGGUGGUGAAGAUAGGUCUGGGGGUACUAAUGAGGGGAUUUAUACUGAUUGUGCCUAUAAUCAUCACCUUGUCUGGAUUCCCCUACUGCAGACCCCAUGUCCUCUCUCAUGCCUUCUGCCUGCAUCAGGAUGUGAUCAAAUUGGCCUGCGCUGACAUCACUUUCAAUAGACAAAAAAAGAAAAAAAAAGACACAGAGUCAUUCCUCUGA
Microcebus murinus (gray mouse lemur) is the source of this 621-nucleotide messenger RNA. RefSeq names its product olfactory receptor 51B5-like. Gene Ontology annotation, molecular function: G protein-coupled receptor activity; olfactory receptor activity. Lineage: Eukaryota; Metazoa; Chordata; Mammalia; Primates; Cheirogaleidae. Gene Ontology annotation, biological process: G protein-coupled receptor signaling pathway. Gene Ontology annotation, cellular component: plasma membrane. The record is from RefSeq and is a predicted model, not a curated record.